Molecule: messenger RNA, 1494 nt
Organism: Aspergillus puulaauensis
Lineage: Eukaryota; Fungi; Ascomycota; Eurotiomycetes; Eurotiales; Aspergillaceae
Exons: 1
Coding region: 1-1494 (497 amino acids)
Source: RefSeq, a predicted model, not a curated record
AUGUCCGCUCUGGAAGUGCGACGGGCGAAUGUCAUCUCAAAGCGGCACAUUAUUCAACAGACCCGACGAGUGUUCCACAGCCAGACCAUCAGCCAUUUAUUUCGUAUCGCCAUCUCGCUUGUUCUCUUACCACUAGACAACUUGAUCCUCUUCGUGGCUGUGUUGUUGACCUAUUUGUCGCCUUUCUUCCGACGGCUGGAAGCAUUACACCGGCGAAAGAAGAUACUGCAGGACCUGCAAUUUCGACCGAAGACCGUUCUAGUUACUGGGGUGGAUACCCCGCACGGCCUCCGGGUUGCGCGAUGCUGGUAUAAUGAAGGCCACCGGGUGGUGGGUGCUGAUAUUACAGACGCCAGAUGCACUUCUGGAGAGAGUAUGUCGAGGGCCUUUGCGGCUUACUACCGCAUUCCCAAAGCGCAGUAUGUCUCCAGGCUGCUGGACAUCGUGCUGAGGGAGAAGGUGGAUAUAUGGAUUCCCUGCUCGCGCGAUGCGUCUGUUGUUGACGACGCAAUGGCAAAGCAAGCAAUUGAGAGCCGGACGAGCUGCAAGUGCAGCACUCUUAAUACCGAUCUAGCAAUCCAGUGGGGCCAGUUGGAGACAUUUAUCCCAUACCUGACCGAGCGCGAUCUCCCGGUUGUCGAAAACCAUCAGGUCCAGUCGCGGGACUCUAUACACAAGAUCCUACAUCGGUCGCCCACUAAGGUCUAUCACAUGCGCAAACCAACCCCGCCGACUAAUACGGAGGCGGCCAUUGUAUUGCCGAAAAGAACCAUCAGCUCGACAUACACCGAAGUCAGUCAAAUCCAAGUCUCCAAGGACAGCCCGUGGCUCAUGCAGCAGCAUGUUCGUUUGGGGGAGUUCAUCGCUGAGCUGUUGAUCGUCUGCGGCCACGUCACUGCUAUCAUGAUCCGUCCGGCUAGUCGAGACUCAGUCUGGGGUUGUUCACCUCUGCACGAAGGGCUUUCGGCAGCAAUACAUAGGGUCGUGGACAGCUUUGCAUCAAAAAGUGGUUCUCGAGUAACCGCACACCUCGCCGUGCGAUUGAUGGUAGACGAAGAGUUGACAUCGAACUCUGUACGCUAUGAGGUAAAUAUUGCAGACUGUACUCAGGGCGCGGCUGCCACCACCCAUCUUUUGCAGGACACACCUCCUCAUGCUUUGGUCAAUGGAUACUUGGCGGCAUUAUCAGAAGAUGGCAUACCGAAGGCUUCAGUAAACGCAUUCACAAGUGAAAGCUUCUCUCGGCUGCCGAGCGUAUAUGAAAUUAUCAAGAGUUAUGAUGUCCGCAAGGUGCUUCCCGCGCUUUACCCUCUUGCGCAAGGAAUUGAUUGGGCGGUUGAUGAAGCAGGCAAGCUGCUGGUGUUCUGGAAGAACUGGCGGUUCUCAAUCGCGGACCCGUUGCCAUGGUGGUGGCAUACACAUGUUUACUGGCCACUGAGAGAGCUCGACCUGCUGCUCCAUUCGAAAAAGCAGGCUGAUGCUUCGCGAACGUAA